Molecule: messenger RNA, 252 nt
Organism: Hypoxylon fragiforme
Lineage: Eukaryota; Fungi; Ascomycota; Sordariomycetes; Xylariales; Hypoxylaceae
Product: conidiation protein 6
Exons: 3
Coding region: 1-252 (83 amino acids)
Cellular component (GO): cytoplasm
Source: RefSeq, a predicted model, not a curated record
AUGCCUACCGAAGCUCAAGUCGCCGGCGGCCACAAGGCCAACUUGAAAAACUCUAACUCCAGCAAGGAGUCUAAGGAGCAUUCGAAAGAAGCCCUCGAGAACGAGUUCAAUGGCGGUGAUGUUCCUCACGCCGGAGACAACGAAGACAAAAACCCAGGUAACGUCGCUGGCGGUCUCAAGGCAACACUCAAGAACCCCAACGUGUCUGAUGAGGCCAAGCAGAGUGCGAAGGAACGUCUUGAAGAUAUGUAA